AUGAAGGCCUGGCAGUACAAUAGUACCAAAGGCGGGAUCGAGAAGAAUCUGCAGGUCAACGACGCCGCACCGCAACCUACACUUCACGAUGAACAGAUCCUCAUUCAAGUGCACGCCAUGGCGGUCAACCCUGUCGACCAUAAGGUGACUGAAGGUCCAAUGCCUCUGCGACUUGUAGGCUCCGACGUCACCCCAGGUGCAGACUUUUGCGGCAAGGUCGCCAAAGUGGGAAAGAAAGUCGACGAGUUCCAAAUCGGCGAGUUUGUGUUUGGCGCGAAAGUCGGUGCGCUGACGGGAGGAAGUCUGGCGCAAUAUAUGGCUGUGGAAAGGAGUAUGUUGGCGGUUUUGCCAGAGGGCGUGAAGGUCGAGGAUGCAGCUGGUGUGGGCAUCGUGGGGUUGAUCGAAUACCAAGCCAUCGCACCAAACGUCAAGAACGGUGAUAAAGUAUUUAUCAAUGGCGGCUCCGGCGGAACUGGUGUGUACGGCAUUCAAAUCGCGAAAGCGCUUGGUUGCCAUGUUACGACCACAUGCUCAACACCUAACGUCGACCUCUGCAAGAGCCUAGGCGCAGACGAAGUCAUCGACUACAAAACCACUGAUAUCAUCGAUAACCUCUCCUCAAAGGGCCAAAUAUUUAGCCUCGUGGUCGAUAACGUUGGCACGCCACCUAACCUCUACAAAGCCGCAUCCGCUUUCCUUACGCCAACUGGGAAGUUCAUCCAGAUUGGAUCGGCGAUGAGCAUUGGCAGCAUCAAGACUGUAGGUUCCAAUAUGCUGUUACCGAGUUUUCUGGGCGGUGGGAAGAACAGCUAUCAGAUGUUGAUGGCGAAGCCGUCGGCAGAUGCGCUAAGGCAGCUUGGUGAAUGGAUGAAAGAGGGUAAGGUGAAGGCUGUGGUCGACACUGUGUUCGACUGGGACGAUGCGCCGAAAGCGUUUGAGAAGUUGAAGACAGGGAGAGCAAGGGGUAAAAUUGUUAUCAAGGUGCCGCAGGGCAAGGCUAAGGAGAAAAGCUGA
Messenger RNA from Alternaria atra, 1014 nucleotides. RefSeq lists its product as uncharacterized. The coding region runs from base 1 to 1014 and encodes 337 amino acids. The record is from RefSeq and is a predicted model, not a curated record. Gene Ontology annotation, molecular function: oxidoreductase activity. The transcript is spliced from 2 exons. NCBI's taxonomy places the organism in Eukaryota, Fungi, Ascomycota, Dothideomycetes, Pleosporales, Pleosporaceae.